AUGAGCUCCCGCGCUCGCUUAUGUCGCAGCAGGCCACCACCCCGGUGGGAGCCCAGACUAACCUACCGUAGCCACGACGUCGUUGCGGCGGAGCUGGCCCUGCACAGCAACAAAGAGGCAAUGAGCCCCAACGGCUACAUCCCGCCGCUGCCUUCAGUCCCACCAGCAGCAGCGCGUGACGGAAGAAGCUUUUUCUUCUUCAGCAGGAUUCCCUGGCUCUACAACCUCGAGGACCUGCUGCGCACGUCCGGCGAGGUUCUUAACAAGGGCACGUACAGCACCACGUGCAAGGCCACGAUCGAGUCUGGGCCGGUCAUGGCGGUGAAGCGCCUCAAGGAGACCUCGUUGUCAGAGCGCGAGUUCUGGGACAAGGUCGCGGCCAUCAGCGGGAUCGACCAUCCCAACGUGCUCUGUGCGUUCGGCACAACGGCAACAAGAAGGCGAUCGCCGUGA
Miscanthus lutarioriparius is the source of this 453-nucleotide messenger RNA. The record is from the annotation of a GenBank genome assembly. Lineage: Eukaryota; Viridiplantae; Streptophyta; Magnoliopsida; Poales; Poaceae.